Molecule: messenger RNA, 5916 nt
Organism: Cryptosporidium muris RN66
Lineage: Eukaryota; Apicomplexa; Conoidasida; Eucoccidiorida; Cryptosporidiidae
Product: glycosyl transferase
Exons: 1
Coding region: 1-5916 (1971 amino acids)
Biological process (GO): carbohydrate metabolic process
Cellular component (GO): cytoplasm
Molecular function (GO): cation binding; 1,4-alpha-glucan branching enzyme activity
Source: RefSeq, a predicted model, not a curated record
AUGAUGGACAAUAAUGAAAUAUUUAAUAAUCAAGAAUAUAGAGGAUCAGUAGAAGAUAUAAAAACUCAUAAGACUGAAAUUGAUACAAAGUUAGAUAUAUUUUCCAGUGAUAUACCUUGCUUAGACUGGUUAGAUUGCAAUCAUAAUUGUAAUAAGUCAAAUUGUCUAAUAGAUUCAUCAUAUCCUAUAAUAUUUACUAGGAUAAUUUGUAGAAAUUCUAAACAAAAAAGGGAAAUUUUGGGGCAUAUCUCAGAUUUUUCUCAAUUGGUAGUUGGUACAAGUUGGUUUGUACUAGAAGAUUUUAGUGACUACAAUAAGAUAACAGUAAUUGAAUUCUUUGGAUAUUGUAAUGGUUCAUUUGUAAAAACUAUAUAUAAUAACAAAGAUAUGAAGUCUAUAAUAUCAAAUAAACUAGAUAUUUCAAAAUGUGGAGAUUUUGAUAUAUUAAAUAUAAAAAGGAUGGAAGGAAAAUUUACUUCUCAUUUAGAUGUGAUAAUAAAGUCUCUUUUAGAAGAUGAGCAAUCAUAUAAUUAUAGUAAUAAUAAUGGUAUAAUUCUGAAUGGACAUAUAAAAUCUCAAGAAAAUGAGGUUUUUAACAAAUAUAAAGAUAAGAUGGAUACAUCCUUUGAAAAACUUGAUAGUAAGCUAUCUUUACAAACUUAUAGUCCAUCAUCAAUUGUAUUUAUAGUAAAUAUAUCCUGUGAAGACAUUAGUAAAUAUAUAGAAAGAAUUGAGGAUGUAUUUGUAAAGAGCUGGAUAAUGAAUGAAGAUAUAAGACAAGAAAUAAUUGACUGUGAUGGUCUUCCAUUUUUAGCUAUGUUAAUUCCUAGAUUAGAUUUGGUUGAUGGAGGAGAAAUGUUGAGUAAGAAUCAAUUAAUAAUGUUGCAUAUGUUUACUUCCGUUUCAGAAUAUGCGUUAGUAACAAGUACAACAAUAUGGAAUGAUUACUUGGUCCUUUUAUCAAAUAUUGGUAGUAGUUGUGAAUAUACAACAAAUAAACUCAUUUAUUCAACUGAAAAUUCUAUUUUUGAUGGAAGUAUUCCUUUAAUGAGUGAUUCAGAAAGUUCUGGAAAUGGGGAAAUAUGCAAUAAGAGAAAUGAGAGUAGUUCUGAAAAUAUUAUAAAUAGGACAUCUAUGGUUUCUUCGUUAAGUACAUCUUCUAAGGGAAAUGAUAAUUCGAACUAUUUAUCAUCUACUGAUGCUGAAUCAUGUUUAACUUCUGCUAAUUGUAGUACUGAAGAGAUUUUAGAUAGAACGACAAGUAUAGGAUUUGAUUCACAUUUUAUGAAUAUCAAUUUACUGUUAGUAAGGAGACUAAGUGAUAUUUGUUUUUGGGAAACAGGUCUGAUUAAUGAAGAUGAUGUUAUUGCUGCAUCUAACCUUAGGAAGGGGAUAUUUAUAAAUAAUAGUAUAGAUAGAAAUAUGAUAGAUAGUAUGGAAUUAAAUAUCAAAGAUGAUCAUAAUGCAGAUAUUUAUUCAGUACAUUUCCCGAAGCACUCACUACUUAAUAAUGGUAUUCCUGUUGUAAAGUGCAAAAAAUUUAAGUAUUCAAUGGAUCAUUUAAAGAAAAUUCUUGCAGAAUCAGUUACUGAUGAUAUAUAUUCUUUUAGUGGAGAUUUAUCUGGUAUAGAUAAUAGGUCUGAUGAUUCAGAAAAGAAUAAUCUGAGUCUUAAUUGUAGAAUAAAUAAAGGCAACCGUUUAAGUAACUUACAUAUUGCUGCAUAUAGUCAGUUUUGUCAAAUACAUAAACUAAUGGGUGUUAUAAAACUUUUUAAACAUAAUUCUAAUAAUCAAGAUAUUUGGUUAUUUAGAGAAUUUAUUUCUGAUUUAAUACCCCAUGUGUCCUUUGAUAAUUUAUGUAAACAAGGUGAACAACAUAUACAAGACGAUAAAUUAGAUACACAUAGCUUAGAAGAAUGUAAUUUUCAAAGAAAACAAAUUGCUGUUUACUUAGUUGGUGAUUUCAAUAAUUGGAAUAAGACUUCACAUCCAAUGGUAUUAGAGACAGAGGAUACAUACUCACAAAGAAAUCAAAUAUACAGUAAUUAUCCAGUAAUUCCAGACUUUAUGAAAGGAUAUGUAUACUCUAUAGUGAUUAGUUCUGAGGAAUUUAGUGAAAAUAAAGAAGGUUCAUUUAGAAUUCGUAUAAUAUUAAAAGAUAAUUGUACUGGAGAAGAGCUAGAAACAUAUAGAUUAUUAAGCUAUUCAAAGAGAUUAUCAAAACAUGGUGACCUUAUAAAUUUUGUAAUUCCUAAUAAUCCAUUGGAAAUAUUAUUUAAAAAUAGAGAUGAUAAAGAUAAGUCAGAUAAUUAUAGAACUAAAGAUAUAAAUAUUAGAUGUACAAAUAUGGAGUCUGAAGAUUAUAUCGAAAUGCCAAACCCAAUACCAAAGUGCGUACUUAAAAAUAAUGUAAUAGAAAGUCCUUACACUAGCAUAGCAAUUCUAAAUUCAUUAAUUGAAAAUAUUAGAAAAUCUCCUCUUUUUGUAUAUGAAGUACAUAUUGGAUUAAGUACAGGUAAUAGUAAUAAUAUUGGCUCAUAUCGUAGCUUUGCUGAAAAUAUUCUCCCAAGAGUUUCUAGAAUUGGAUAUAAUUGUAUCUUAUUUAUCGGUCUACUAGAACACUAUCCUUACAAUUUAAGAGGCUAUUUUAAUUAUAAUUAUUUUAGUCCAAGCAACAUAUAUGGUAAUUUGCAAGAUUUCCUGUAUCUUGUAAGCGAAUGUCAUAGAAGAGGAGUGAUUGUUUUGACUGACUUAAAUCUUACAUAUGGUGACAUAACAAGUUAUAAUGCACUUGUGUGCUCUCGAAAUGAAUCACAAACUCAUAAUUAUGAUUUUAAGAAAAAUCACUAUAAACAAAAUAAUGAAAUGAAGGAGCAACCGCAAAAUAUACAAAAUGAAGAUUUAGAUUCAAACUAUAUAUCAAAAUUAUUUUUAAAUGAAAGUCAAACAAAUAUAAGCCCAUUUAUAGCCACAAAUAUUGGCACUAUUUCUCCAUAUUACUUACAAAAUGAUCCAAAUAUAGUUUCUCCAUAUAAUAUAUACCAUAAACAGGUAGCUCCCUUAAACUUAGGUUAUAUUCCUAUGUUAGCAAUUAUUUUGUCAUCAAUACAUUAUCUCAUGACUGAAUUACAUAUAGAUGGUUUCAGAUUUUAUAUACUCCCUACUGAAGAAGAAACAGCCGAAUAUCCUAAUGGAUCAGUUAUAAGAUUAGUAAAUGACCUUGUUCAUUCUAUCAAACCUUAUGGUAUAACUAUAUCCCAUGAAAUAUCAUUACCAAAUACAAAACCAUCUUUUGAGCUUACAAUACCUAUUGAGAGUGGUGGAUUGGGUUUUGACUAUGUAUGGGACUCAUCUAUAUCUUGUGCACUAAAACAUAUUGCACUCAUAAAUUGGCAAAAUCUGAACUUGAAGAGAGAUAUCUUGAGUAUAUUUGAGGAAGAUACAAUAAGAAUUGAAUUAUCUCGUCCUAGAAGAGCUAUUUCUACUAGGUUAUCUGCAAAGUUAUUAAAAGAUUCUGAUUUAUGUAAUAUAAGACGUAUUUAUAGUCUAGAAUCUUUAGAAACAAAUAUUGCAAGUCAAAAUCCACUACGUAUUGCCAUGUUUAGUUGGGAAAGUUUGCAUACCCAUGCAGUUGGUGGUGUAGCUCCACAUGUUUCUGAACUUUCUGCUGGUCUAGUUCAUUUUGGUCAUGAAGUUCACUUAUUUACAAGAGCCACAACAUCAGUAUAUGUAGUAAGGAUUUGUGAUGGAGUUAUUUACCAUGAAUGUCCAUUUCAACUUCAUUCAGAUUUUGUAACUGAGAUAACUAAUAUGUGCAAUUCAUUUGUAUAUUAUAUGCAACUAUGGGAAUCUGGUCUAACUAAUGUUCCUGUAGGUGUACCUAAAAAUGGAUUUAAAUUUAAUAUAUGCCACUGCCAUGAUUGGUUAGCAGCUCCAGUUUUGACUAGUUUAAGAAGGAUAGGGAAUAAUGGUAGAACUACAUUUUUAACAAUCCAUUCUACAGAAUAUGGACGUUGUGGUAAUCAAUCAUAUGGAGGUCAAAGUCGCUGUAUAGCUGAUAUUGAGCGUGAGGCUUGUCAUACUGCAAAUCGUUUAAUCUGUGUUAGUGGUGUUUUAGCAGAUGAAGUUUGUCGAUUAUAUGGAGUUAACAGAAACAAAAUCCAAGUGAUAUAUAAUGGUAUUUUCUGCGAGACAUUUGAUAGAGUACAUGUGAAUGAUCCAGGUGAAGUUAAAAGAAGAUAUCACAUUGGUCCAAUGGAUCCUACAUUUUUGUGUGUUGCAAGAAUGGUUGUUCAGAAAGGUGUAGAUCUGUUAAUUGAAGCAGUACCUGGUGUACUUAAGUAUCGUAGUGAUGCAAAAUUUAUUAUAGCGGGGGAUGGACAUCAAAAAGAUGAGAUUGAACGUCGUUCACAUCAACUAGGUAUUCAUAACUCUGUAAGAUUCGUAGGUAAACAGUGUGGAGAUGAGUUGAUCCGUUUAUACAAGGCCUGUGAUGCUAUCGUAGUACCUUCACGAAAUGAACCAUUUGGAAUUGUUGUUUUAGAGGGUUGGAGUGCUGGGAAACCUGUAGUAGCUACUACUAGCGGAGGCCCAAGAGAUUUCCUCUCUCCAAAUGUGGAUGGUUAUCUUGUAGAUCCAAAUAAAGAUAGUAUAGCUUGGGGAUGUUGUGAGAUUCUCAAGAACUUUGAACAUUCACGUUGGAUGGGUUCAAGAGGUAGAGUUAAAGCUGCCUUUUCUUUCUCAUGGAAUACAAUUGCUAGACUAACUAGUAAUCUAUAUUUUGAACAGUGCAAUAUUUUGGAUGUAUGCCCAAGUCUUAAUUUGGAUAUCAGAGAACCAUUCAUUCUCCAAUGCUUAGGUCAAGAUGCCUUGCAUCAUCAUAUGACAGUAUUUGAUAACUUUGAAAAAUCUUGUAAUGGUCUCAGAUCUCUGAAAUUAUCCAAUUUAACAAUGAUGGCAUUUAAUAGAUUUGGACUUCUUCACUCUAUGGGUUCUGAAUUUGGAAAUCCAGAUACAUUCGACUUUCCUAGACCUAACAAUAACUUUAACCGAAGUCGUUCAUUCUGUAAUUGGGAUUUAGCAGAUAAUAAGGGCUUAAAGUUUAAACAUAUAGAAUUCUUUAAUGCUUCUCUUAUACGAUUUGAAAAACUUAUGAAUUGGACUUUUAUAUCAAAAAGUAGUAAUCUUUCAAAAUUAAGUCAUCAAAGUCUUGCUAAUUAUAAUCUAAGGGAAAUAGAAACAAAUUCUUGUAUUAAACAAGGUUACAAUUUAAAUACUCCUUAUUUAUACUCUAAUACAUCCCAAGCAUCAUCUAAUGGAUUACCAUCUACAGAUUGUGAAACUCUCUCACUUGAUGAAAUCAAACACUGCGAAUUGGAUCAUAUGAUGAAAAAAGUCCAACAAGAAAUUAAUAAAUGUAUCUAUCGAACUUGUACAUCUGCUUGCUGUGAUAUUACAGCUAAUAAACCUUGUAUAACUUUAUGCCAUGAAGAAGAUAAAGUUUUAAUUGUUGAACGUGCCAACUGUACCUUUGUAUUUAACUAUAGUGGUAAUUAUUAUUCAAAUUAUGGGUUUGGAAUUACAAAUAGGAAAAUUCAGACAAUCAUUUUAGAUACUGAAGAUGAAAGAUUUGGAGGAACUAAGAUAAAUACUAAAUCUUUCAAUAAAGUUAAUUAUACUGAAGGAUUUAAUUUAUAUUUAAAAGGAAAUGGUAAUGAAUACCAUUUUAAUAAUCAACGAACCAUAGAUCCUCAACAUUUUCGUCAAACAAUUUUUCUUGAUUUACCUGCAUUUUCAGGUGUUAUUCUUGCUCCAUUUGAUAUUGUUCAGCGUAUUCCUUUUGAAAAUAUUGGAAAUAAAUUAUUGCUGGGAAAUAUAGAUGAAUUUAUUGAACAGCUCAAACUAUUUCAAAACUAA